Erinaceus europaeus (western European hedgehog) is the source of this 3521-nucleotide messenger RNA. RefSeq names its product lysocardiolipin acyltransferase 1 (gene LCLAT1). Gene Ontology annotation, molecular function: acyltransferase activity. Bases 241 to 1380 code for a protein of 379 amino acids. Lineage: Eukaryota; Metazoa; Chordata; Mammalia; Eulipotyphla; Erinaceidae. The transcript has 7 exons. The record is from RefSeq and is a predicted model, not a curated record. Gene Ontology annotation, cellular component: endomembrane system.
UCAGGAUGGAGCUUGCCAGGACGCAUUACUAGGGCGACGGCCGGACGCCACCUUCCCGGGAUGAAUUAGCGGCGGGUUCUGCCUUGAGGCGGAGACCCCUUAAGGGUCCCUUAGUGGUUUUCGCGUGCCCUGCAGCGACCCGGCCCAAGCGGGUCACAGCUGGGCAUCAAGGCCUGAAGGAUGUUACGUGAAGCCACUAAGGUGAAAGAGAACGAGAACGUGCGAUGUCACAGCAUGUAGAUGAAAACCAUGGUGUCAUGGAAAGGGCUUUACUUUAUAUUCACAUUGUUUUUCGGGAGCUUUUUUGGAAGCAUUUUCAUGCUGGGCCCUCUUCUACCUUUGAUGUUUGUGAGUCCAUCAUGGUAUCGCUGGCUCAAUGACCGCAUGGUGGCAACCUGGCUCACACUUCCUGUGGCAAUGCUAGAGACCAUGUUUGGUGUAAAAGUGAUUAUAACAGGUGAUGCCUUUGUUCCUGGAGAAAGAAGUGUCAUUAUCAUGAACCAUCGGACAAGAAUGGACUGGCUGUUCCUGUGGAAUUGUCUGAUGAGAUACAGCUACCUCAGAUUGGAGAAGAUUUGCCUCAAAGCCAGUCUCAAAAUUGUCCCUGGAUUUGGCUGGGCCAUGCAGGCUGCUGCCUACAUCUUCAUUCACAGGAAGUGGAAGGAUGACAAGAGCCACUUUGAAGACAUGAUCGACUAUUUUUGUGAUAUCCACGAACCUCUUCAGCUCCUCAUAUUCCCGGAAGGGACUGAUCUCACAGAAAACAGCAAGGCUCGAAGUAAUGAAUUUGCUGAAAAAAAUUCCCUUAAGAAAUAUGAGUAUGUCUUACAUCCGAGAACAACAGGCUUCACUUUUGUAGUGGAUCGUCUAAGAGAAGCUGAGAACCUGGACGCAGUGCACGACAUCACAGUGGCCUACCCACACAACAUCCCACAGACGGAGAAGCACCUGCUGCGGGGGGACUUCCCACAGGAGAUCCACUUCCACGUACACCGCUACCCCGUGCAGGCCCUGCCCCAGGGCAGGGAGGAGCUGGCACUGUGGUGCCAGCAGCGCUGGGAGGAGAAGGAGGCGCGGCUACAGGCCUUCUACCAGGGCGACAGGAACUUCCGCUUCACUGGCCAGAGCUUGGUCCCACCCUGCAAGUCAGAGCUCAGGGUGCUGGUUGUUAAGCUGCUCUCCCUCGUCUACUGGAGCCUGUUCAGCCCGGCCAUGUGCCUGCUCAUCUACUCUUACAGCUUGGUCCGCUGGUACUUCAUCCUCGCCAUCCUCGUCUUCGUGCUGCAGGAGAGAAUCUUCGGCGGCCUGGAGCUCCUUGAGCUGGCCUGCUACCGCCGGUGGCACAGGCCACCGCACGCAAAAGCCAGGAAGAGUGAGUAGGCUCUCCGGCCCCACCCUGAGCGCCAUGGCCCGGCCUGGGGCGCAGCCAAGCCCGUGGGGACCGGGUGCAACUGUUGCAUGACUAUGGCAAAUCUUUCUUACUGCCAUCCUUAUUUGUUAAAGAUAUUUUGCACUUAGUUUUGUGGGGAAAUAUUGCUGCACACACACAAUUUUUUAAUCUCUGAAUGUAAAUCCAAUACUGUGUAGCUGGGAGAGAUCGCAGUGGAACUACCCAACGGUCCCAGGUAGUCAGCAGGCCAGGCGCACACACAGGACGCAUGAAGGAGUCCGGACUGUUUCCAGACAGAUGGCCCCAGGUCAGAGAUGGCCCAGGGCCAGAGCCAUGUGCAGGGCUGGGGCCCCUCCCACAUGGCCCAGUGAGUGUCCCCGCACCCUUCUCUCCAUGGAGUCCUUCUUUAAGUCCCGAAGAUGGAAGCCCUUUCUCCUUCUGCUAGAAGCAUUCCAUUCUCUGAAAAAUCUUGGUGUUUAUCCCCACGCUGAGCAGUCAUAGGAGAUCACCGUGACCCUUCCUCACCGGGAAGCCAGGCCCCAUGUGUCUGGUGCCACUGAAGGCUCUGCGCUCUGACACCUCAGCCAAAGAGAAAGCUCUGCACUUGCCCUUGGUCUUGAAUCCGGGGCACUGGCUCCUUAGCAUCUUGCCAUCAGGUGCAGUCCCAGAACUGGAAAUGCCCGGUUACCUAGUGGGUACGGGCAAGGCUAGGAGAGCAUCCUGCCUGCACCGGGCUCUGCUGACCUUGUGUCUCUCCAGAUGCUUCUUUCAAAUCUGCCAGGAAGAGGGGAGGCUCUGAGGUUGGCCAUGUGUGUCCUCCAAGUUGAGCCUGUCCCACCACACUGGGGGAGGCUUUGGUGCUGUGGUCUCUCUCCCCUCCUCCCUCCCUCCCUCCUUCUUCCUCUUUACUUCUCCUCCUUCUUCUCUUCUCUUGCCUGGAAAAGUUGGUCAGAAGCCGUGAAGCCCCAACUACAAUAGCAACAAUAGAAAUUAAAAAAAAAAAAAAAAGCAGCCCCUCAUUCUUGGCUCUGGUUUCCUGUUUGCCGUAAGACUCCUUUGGCUAUUGCAGUUAUUUGUGUUUCCCUACACAUUUUUCUUCCCGUGGAAGGAAAAAAUCACAGAGACAGUUUGUGAUCUGAAACAAGCGGAAGACCAGAAUGCAGGGUGGAAGCCAUCCCCACCUGCCCACCAGGGAGCCAGCCUGCCGCCUGUCCCAUCCACACACUCACUGCUCGCUCCCCACUCAGCCCGAGGCCUCGGACAGAUGGCAGAGUCACUGAUCACAGCAAUGCAGUUUGUCCACCCACUAGAAACUCCCUCAAGAGCACAGGCUCAACAGGACCAUUGACACGUAAGCCCUCACCUAUAGGAACAGCGCCUUCUGCCCCCCCUCAGCUCCCGCUCUGCCCCCCAAAGCCACUGUCACAGCCAGCACGAGAACACAGAAGACAGAGGGAGAGUCACAGGAGGCCACCAUCAAAGUGUCCCACGUGGCCCUUCCCUGUCACUUCUCGUGAGUGGCUCUGAGAUGUGUUCCCUGCACAGAACCUCGCAGUGUGAAGGCAGGGGAGGCCCAGCCAAGAUAUGACUCCCAGCCACAGCCACCAGGCCUCCCACUCACAUGCUGAGACUCAGCCUGGGAGCCUGGUGGCGGCCAGCUGUUUACAUUUCUUUCUAUGAACAACGUGCUUUCAGUGCCUUAGCUAGGGUCCCGUCCUCCCCCUCGGCCCAAGGAUUCUGCAGUGUCCUGGGGAUGCGACUCCUUUUGCUCCUCACGGAGACGGACAUGGAUUUUGGAAAUACUGUUCCUGAGGUAGCCAGGACCUUGUGACAUGGGAGAGGGGGCUGGCCACAGAGGGGCGCUGAGUCACAGCAAAAGGCCCCGCCCGCCACAGCCUGCACCUGCACGUCAGACCAGACCUGGCCUCGGAGUCACCGACCCCUCCCUCCUGUGUUUAUUUAAAAAAAGAGAUUCUUGGCCUGGGUCAUUUAUUUUGUAAAAGAUCAUUAUGUGUAAAAUACCAACUUAAAAACAACUCACGGAACGGCCUUAGUUCUUGAUGUCCACUGGUAUGUCUUGUGGGUUGUGUUACCUGUAAUAUACACCCCAGAAUAAAGCAAAGUGAAUGAA